Molecule: messenger RNA, 1577 nt
Organism: Ostrea edulis (European flat oyster)
Lineage: Eukaryota; Metazoa; Mollusca; Bivalvia; Ostreida; Ostreidae
Exons: 2
Coding region: 124-1080 (318 amino acids)
Source: RefSeq, a predicted model, not a curated record
UUUACUUUGGUUUAUAAUCCAUUUUAUCUUGUCAUAUAUAGGUAUCACCAGAAUCCAGCUGCAGCAGAUGUCAAUAAUAACUACACAAACGACGAGUUUGAUCCUCGUGCUGUUGUUGAGGAAAUGAAUGAUGAAAAACUGGAUUCUUUUUAUGCAUCUUUACAAAAGAUUGACCCAAAUACACAGGCUUUGGAUUUGCUGGAAAGUAAAUUUGAUGAGUCGGAUGUACGAAAAACAAAUGAUGAUCAGUGUGCCAUGUGGUCCAUUUGUGAGAAAUCAGUGAAUUUUCUUGAUGAAAAAAAGCUAAACUAUCAGUCUGUUGAUGAAGUACCAGAUUCUUUAUGUGAUACCUUUCUAGAAAAUAUCCAUGCCAGUGAAGAAGACAUCCAGUAUGUUGAGUCGCACACAUAUGGACAAUCUGAUAAUUCCAACUGGCAUGUAGCACGUAAAGGAAUGAUUACUGCAUCAAAUUUUAAAAAGGUGUGUGAUUGUGUGGCUCAUAAAAGAAAUCCCAAUUACUUGAAGAAACUGUUAUUGGGUGCAUAUAGUGAUGCAAAAUCAGCUUCCCUUGCAUGGGGUGUAAAGAAAGAAAGAUGUGCAAUGAACUUGUAUAAGAGAGUGGCAGGAAAGAAGCAUAUUGGCAUGGAUAUUAAAUUUCCUGGAUUGCGCAUAUUCAAAGAUAAACCUUACCUAGGUUGCAGUGUUGAUGGACUGUUAACAUGCAAAUGCAAACAUCACGGUGAGACAAAAAUUAUUGAAAUAAAAUGUCCAUAUAGUGACAGGGAAAAGCUACCGAAGGAAGUGACUCUUCUAAAAGGAUGCGUUAUGAAUUCUAAUGGAAAUUUACAAUUAACUCAGAGUUCAGACUACUAUCCCCAAAUACAGGGUCAAAUGGGUAUCUAUAACUGUCAAUUUGCUGACUUGGUCAUAUAUACCAAACAGGGAAUCCAUGUUGUUGAAGAUAUUGUGUAUGACGAAAAAUAUUUCAGUGAUAUGAUUGAAAAAUUAGAAAUGUACUUGAAGAAUAUUUUGCUUAAAACUAUGUUUGUCAAUUGCAACAAAACUACAUUUGUAGAAUAGUAAAAUUGUAUACUAUCUGGAUUUAUCUGUUUGUAUUACAAAAUAUUGUCAACCACAGUAAAACAUGGUAUAUAGCGAACCUCAAGGGUCAAUGAAAAACAGUUUCUUAUAACCAAACUUUGUUUUAUCCAAUACAAUUUUCAUUUUUUCCUCUCUCAGAGGAGAAUAAAUAUCACUUCACAAUAAGAAUGAAUUUGUUGUAUGCUUGUUUGUUAUAAGCAUGUUUUACCGAAUAUUGAAUUUUUUUUAGAAGCCUGUAAAAAUUGUUUUAAAGUGCUGUUUAAUCCAGAAUGGGGUCUAAUUCAAUAUUUUGAUUGGAAUGGAGUCAGUGGUAUCUGUACGAGAGUAUUCAGAUAUCCUGAGUGAAAAAAUUAAGCAAGACUGGUUAUGACAUUUCACAUUUAUUGUAAUUUUAGUUGUAUGUACAAAUUUGAUUUAUUUCAUCCGAAAUAGAUUGGAUUGUCAAUAAAUCUCUAGAAAUUGUAAUAUCUUAUGUA